Drosophila obscura is the source of this 2371-nucleotide messenger RNA. RefSeq names its product tRNA (cytosine(34)-C(5))-methyltransferase (gene Nsun2). Gene Ontology annotation, biological process: tRNA methylation. The coding region runs from base 113 to 2320 and encodes 735 amino acids. NCBI's taxonomy places the organism in Eukaryota, Metazoa, Arthropoda, Insecta, Diptera, Drosophilidae. The record is from RefSeq and is a predicted model, not a curated record. Gene Ontology annotation, molecular function: tRNA (cytidine-N5)-methyltransferase activity; tRNA binding. The transcript has 3 exons. Gene Ontology annotation, cellular component: cytoplasm; nucleus.
AUCCAACACGUGCUGCCGGCUGUUUGGUACGGUACUGUGGGCGCCUGAAAAAUAAAUAUUUUCGUUCAUUAUUUUGCAUUUACUUGGACCAGCACGAAGACAAUUUUUGAUAAUGGCGCGUGGAAAGAAACAGAAUCCCUUUGCGGCCCGAAAACGUCAAAAGCGCGAAAACGGUCCACAACGCCCCGAUCGGCGUUCCGAGCCCUACGAGGAGACCAAACGCGACAAUGUCUCAUUCAUCAAGUACUAUCACCUGCAGAAGAUUUGCCACACCGAGGAGGAAUGGACGCAGUUCCUCGAAUCCAUUCGCGACAAUCUGCCAACCACGUUUCGUGUGACGGGCUUUAAGGGCGAGGCGAAGGCCCUGCUGAACAUCAUUGAGACGCAGCUCUUCACCGAGUAUGUGCGCGCGGUUGCGGAACUGCAUCAAAAGCCGCCAGAGCAAGUGGAGCGACCCCUGUGCCUGCCCUGGUAUCCCAACGGCUUGGCCUAUCAGCUGCACCUCACGCGCAAGGAUAUACGACGCUCGGAGCCGCUUUGCCGACUGCACAACUUUCUCAUUGUGGAGACAACGGCCGGUAGUAUAAGUCGUCAGGAGGCCGUCUCUAUGAUCCCGCCCAUUGUGCUGGACGUGAAGCCCACGGACAAGGUCCUGGACAUGUGUGCCGCGCCCGGCUCCAAGACGGCCCAGCUCAUCGAAGCACUGCACGCCUCGCCCGAGGAGCACAAGAUCCCGCCCGGCUUUGUCCUGGCCAACGAUGUCGACAAUAAUCGCUGCUACAUGCUGGUUCACCAGGCCAAGCGUCUGAACUCGCCCUGCCUGCUGGUGACCAACCACGACAGCAGCAUCUUCCCGAACCUGCUGCAGAGCAGCGAGGACGGUGCCAAGGCCGUUCUCAAGUUCGACAAGAUCCUCUGUGAUGUGCCCUGCUCCGGGGACGGUACGCUGCGCAAGAAUCCCGACAUCUGGACCAAGUGGAACCUGGCCCAGGCGUACAACCUGCAUGGGAUACAGUACCGCAUUGUGCGUCGCGGUGCCGAGAUGCUCGAGGUGGGUGGCCGCCUGGUCUACUCCACCUGCUCCCUCAACCCAAUUGAGAACGAGGCCGUGCUGCAGCGCAUUCUCAAGGAUGCCGAUGGGGCGCUCGAGCUGGUGGAUGCCGGCCACCUGGUGCCCGGUCUGAAGUACAAUCCUGGCAUGACAGACUGGAAACUGGCCACCAAAGAGGUGGACGCUGUGUACACAAGCUUCGACGAGGUACCGGAGAGCCUGCACACCAUCAUCCGUCCAGCCAUGUUCCCGCUGCCCGCCGAGGACAUGGCCAAGAUUAACCUGAACAAGUGCAUGCGGAUACUGCCGCAUCUGCAGGACACCGGCGGCUUCUUUGUGGCCGUCAUCGUGAAGCGGCGCCAGCUCAGCUUCGAGAAGAACGAUGUGCAGGACUUGCUGGAAAAGCCAGCAAAAGCCGCCGACGAAGAGCCCCAACUCGACGAGUCCGGCAAGCCCAUCGAGGCGAAGAACGUGCCGUGGGGACCACAGCGGAAGCGACGACGACUCCAUGGCUACAAGGAGGAUCCGUAUGUGUUCUUUGGCGACGAAGAUGCCGACUACAAUGCCAUCAAGGAGUUCUACCAGCUGGACGAGUCGCUCAGCAAGCGCUGUCUCCUCACCCGUUGCGUCACCGCGAAGAAAAAGAACAUCUAUUACUGCUCGGAGCCCAUCCGGAAGCUGGUGGUGGGCAACGAGCACAACAUCAAGAUAAUCAACACCGGUGUAAAGACCUUUGUCCGCUGCGAGAACCGCCACACGGUCCAUCCAUAUCGGCUGGCCCAGGAGGGCCUGCAGACCUCGAACGCUUUCAUGGGCAGCAGUCGUCGCAUUGAGGUGCAUCGCGACGAUCUGGUCCUGCUGCUCAACUGCACCGAUCCCACGAAACCGCCCUCGACCCACGAACUGAAGCAGGCUACCCAGGACCGAUGCAGCGAGCUUGGCGUGGGCAGCUGCAUCCUGAAGUACGUGGACGAACAGUUCACCCUGUUCGUGGUUGGAUGGCGCGGCACCUCUAGCCUGCGGGCCUAUGUCGAUCGCGACGAGACCAUUCACAUCCUCCGUCUGCUCGGCGCCGAUCUCAGCAAGUUUGAGGUCAACAAAUACGAGGAGGCCAAGAAGGCGGCCGCAGCAGCAGCAGCCGCUGCCGCUGAAGCCACAGAAACCAAUUCUGGUGCAGAGAAUGGGGCUAAUGGGGCAGUGGUAGGUGAGGCGGCCCCAGUUGCAGCACCCACACCUAUGGAAGCUGACGAACCGGCAACGGAGAGUUAAUGAAAGUUAUAAUCUCUUUGAAAAUUCAUUAAAUUUGACUCUCCACGCCUC